AUGUCGUGGCACGACCGUCAUGCACUUGAAGAGGAAUGGAGUCAGUUUCAAACAUUCUCAGUAGAAAUUCUCGAGAUUCCAACAGCUUCGAUCCUGCAGGUCGAUCAUCGUCUUAUCGGUCAUACGGGUCUCGGUGGUCAGAAUUUGAGGUGGGAUGAAGAAAACAGAUUGGUGAUCGCUUUCUUGAGCAAUGGUUUGAAGGGAGGUCUUGGCGAUCGUGCCAGGACCUACGUCCGUCUGGUGGAAACCAUUUACGACUGUCUACCGAAAGCUACCGAAACAUCUGAAUGUGAUAAAUCGACGAAAAAUAUGACUAUUGAUCAGAAUCGUAUGGUGUCAGCACGAGCUUCGAUACGAACGUCAUGA
Molecule: messenger RNA, 366 nt
Organism: Haemonchus placei
Lineage: Eukaryota; Metazoa; Nematoda; Chromadorea; Rhabditida; Trichostrongylidae
Source: the annotation of a GenBank genome assembly